Molecule: messenger RNA, 1170 nt
Organism: Patiria miniata (bat star)
Lineage: Eukaryota; Metazoa; Echinodermata; Asteroidea; Valvatida; Asterinidae
Exons: 1
Coding region: 1-1170 (389 amino acids)
Biological process (GO): protein phosphorylation
Molecular function (GO): protein serine/threonine kinase activity; ATP binding
Source: RefSeq, a predicted model, not a curated record
AUGGGUGCUAACCAAAGCAACACAUCCAAAGAAAUUGGAAGCUCAUCUACGUGGGUGGAGUUCGAGGACGACUGGUUCGCUCAAGGGGCCUCCCGACGGGUUUACCGGGGAACAUUUCAUGGAACCCCCGAAAAGGAAGGGAAACGAUGCGUUGUUAAAGUUUAUAAAGAAGAAUGGUAUGACGACAUUGAAGAAUACGCGUGUAUAGUAGACUACCAUGCUUACGAAAAAGCAAGUGAGAUGGCACAGUUGUUUAAUGUUCAUGCAGCCAUGUAUCGAACAAACGUUAAGCCUGAGUUUGAGUUCGUUGAGCCCGAACUCACCAACGUUGACAACCGUGCUUCAUUCCGAUUCCUUGGCUUUCUUCCAAUUAAUAGAAAAGUCAAAGGCAAACUGGCAUUCACAAGAGACAAUGUCACAAACGUUAUUCCUUCAAAUGCGUCCGUACUUGUCGAAAGGUACCUUGAGGGGAAUUACGUCAAAUUCACGAGCAACUCUGGAUUCACAGACCCUGAAAAAGGCGCCUUGCCAGCUGCCUUCAGUCAUUUUACGUAUCACGCAUCUGGAGGCGAGAUUUUGGUCAGCGAUCUGCAAGGAGUGAUGAGCGGUACACGGUACACAUUCACCGACCCAGCUGUGCUGAGUGGAGGCACAGAGCUCGGCGUCUAUGGCCCUACCGAUUUAGGGAAAUUCGGCAUUGUAAGGUUUUUCAAGAGUCCCAGUUGCAAUGAACUGUGUAAAGGGCUGAAUAAACCCCAAAUAUUUAAUGUUACGCGGGGUGAACAGGUGGUCAUGGAUCAAAUUGUCCAAAACAUGUCAGGCGAGAAGUCCUCCACAUACACAUAUCAGCUGAGUGAGUCGUCUGACGUCCCAAAGUCUGAAGUCGAAAAACUACAGCGGAAAAUAGAGCUGGAGACAAUCCCAGAAGAAUCUGACUCGGAUGUAGAAACUGAAUCCCACAGUGGCCUACAACAAAUCGAUUCGGUGUAUACCACUAUGUACGGUGAACUUGGGUCAUCAAAUACAAUAGAUCAAAUCAAGGCUUCAAUCAGCAAAUCUAUGCCAGACCCCAGUUCCUCAUACAUACAUUCGCUGCGUAUUUUGUCUGAUUCAGAUUCAGAUUCAGAUUCAGAUUUAUUUUCCAACUUGCAUUCACUCAGGAUUCUAUGA